Messenger RNA from Ceratitis capitata (Mediterranean fruit fly), 598 nucleotides. RefSeq names its product aminomethyltransferase, mitochondrial-like. The coding region runs from base 67 to 546 and encodes 159 amino acids. The record is from RefSeq and is a predicted model, not a curated record. The transcript has a single exon. Gene Ontology annotation, cellular component: mitochondrion. Gene Ontology annotation, molecular function: protein binding. NCBI's taxonomy places the organism in Eukaryota, Metazoa, Arthropoda, Insecta, Diptera, Tephritidae.
AGCUUUGAGCUACAUUUAGUAUAUGGUUUUUCAACGCAACAUUAUAUUUAAUUUACACCGUGCAUAAUGUUUACAGUUUUCAGCACAAAAAAAGUUUUUUUAACCUGUGGAAAAUUACAUAUCAGCUUACGUGUUUUGUCAGGGAUUCAUCAUACAGCACUAUAUGAUUUCCAUGUCGAGCAUGGUGGGAAAAUGGUUAAUUUUGGCGGUUGUAUAUUACCUCUUCAAUAUACUGAUCAGAGCAUAAACUUAUCACAUUUGCACACAAGGCGAUAUGGCUCCAUAUUUGACGUAUCUCAUAUGUUACAAACUUAUGUGCAUGGGAAAGAUGCGAUGUCAUGUAUAGAAUCAAUAUGUACUGCUGACAUUAAAGGAAUGGCGCCUGGUACCGGAUCCCUAACAGUAUUCACUAAUAACAAUGGUGGAAUAUUAGAUGAUUUGAUUAUUUCGAAAAUUAACAACGAAUGUUUAUAUAUAGUCUCCAACGCAGCAACGAAAUCUCAAAACAUGGAAAUAAUUCAGGAAGCUCAGGUAUUUAACACAUAGGUUUCGUUUCAAUAUCAUGGUGGGGAAGAUAGGAAAGAAAAUUUAUAAUUUG